AUGGUUGAGAAGCUUGGCCUUGUGACUCAGAAGCAUCCUAAGCCAUAUCAGUUGCAGUGGAUCAAUGAGACUGGAGAUAUGAGUGUGAAGGAGCAUGUGGUCGUGCCACUGUCUAUAGGAAGCUAUGAGGAUGAGAUUCUGUGUGAUGUCUUGCCUAUGGAUGCUGGACACAUCAUUUUGGGAAGGCCAUGGCAAUCUGAUAGGCGUGUGAUGCAUGAUGGCUUCACAAACAAGUACACUUUCCUUCACAAGGGGCGUAAGACUACUCUUAUUCAUUUAACCCCUCAAGAGGUGUAUGAAGAUCAAGUCCAGUUGAGCGGCCAAAGAACCAAACCUCAAGCCAAGAAAGAGCCAUCCAAACCAAGCAAAUCCUUGAACUAUCUAGUCAAGUCCAAACAGGUUUUACCUAUUCCUAUCCCUGAUUCUGCAAGUGCACAGGUCAGGUGUAGUAACGGGUUAUCGAACACAAGGAGCAGAUAA
Microthlaspi erraticum is the source of this 480-nucleotide messenger RNA. NCBI's taxonomy places the organism in Eukaryota, Viridiplantae, Streptophyta, Magnoliopsida, Brassicales, Brassicaceae. The record is from the annotation of a GenBank genome assembly.